Molecule: messenger RNA, 534 nt
Organism: Saccharomyces paradoxus
Lineage: Eukaryota; Fungi; Ascomycota; Saccharomycetes; Saccharomycetales; Saccharomycetaceae
Gene: IMP2
Product: endopeptidase catalytic subunit
Exons: 1
Coding region: 1-534 (177 amino acids)
Biological process (GO): mitochondrial respiratory chain complex assembly
Cellular component (GO): membrane; mitochondrial inner membrane peptidase complex
Molecular function (GO): serine-type endopeptidase activity
Source: RefSeq, a predicted model, not a curated record
AUGUUUCGAGCAGGAUCAUCAAAAAGAUUUCUACGAAAUUCAUUAAUAGCAUUUUCAUGGGUUCCGGUACUUCUAACAAUCAAUAAUAAUGUGGUGCAUAUUGCACAAAUUAAAGGUACCUCUAUGCAGCCUACGCUGAACCCGCAAACGGAGACGCUGGCAACAGAUUGGGUGCUGCUUUGGAAGUUUGGGGUUAAGAACCCAAGUAAUUUAUCGAGAGAUGACGUUAUCCUUUUUAAGGCUCCUACAAACCCUCGGAAAGUUUACUGCAAAAGAGUGAAAGGCCUACCGUUUGAUACCAUCGAAACAAAGUUCCCAUACCCUAAACCUCAAGUGAACCUACCCAGGGGACACAUAUGGGUCGAAGGAGACAAUUUUUUCCAUUCGAUUGAUAGCAAUACGUUCGGUCCUAUUUCCAGUGGGUUGAUUGUAGGGAAAGCUAUUACAAUCGUUUGGCCGCCUUCCAGGUGGGGGUCAGACCUCAAACUGAGUACUGGGAGAAAUUGCAUUAGCAAAAGAGCCAUUUUAGAAUGA